This is a messenger RNA of Tremella mesenterica DSM 1558, 1989 nucleotides long. RefSeq lists its product as uncharacterized. The transcript is spliced from 7 exons. The coding region runs from base 67 to 1698 and encodes 543 amino acids. Gene Ontology annotation, biological process: ergosterol biosynthetic process. Gene Ontology annotation, molecular function: squalene monooxygenase activity; flavin adenine dinucleotide binding. Gene Ontology annotation, cellular component: endoplasmic reticulum; membrane. The record is from RefSeq and is a predicted model, not a curated record. NCBI's taxonomy places the organism in Eukaryota, Fungi, Basidiomycota, Tremellomycetes, Tremellales, Tremellaceae.
CGCUCAGUACUGUAACCAUUCACUCUCUUCAUCUAUAAUUUGUCCAGCCAACUUCCCAUCAGCAGCAUGACCAUCCCUCUUGAUUCUCACGCAGGCCCAUCCCGUCCCAAGACAACAGUACAAGAUCUCCCUUCUCUUCAACCGGAAAUCAUCGUAGUAGGAGCAGGUAUAGCAGGUACAGCCAUAGCGUAUGGUCUAGCAAGCACCGGUCGUUCUAUCCUUUUACUCGAAAGAGAUCUCUCCGAACCUGAUCGUAUAGUCGGUGAAUUAUUACAACCAGGAGGUGUUGCGGCUUUACAUCGUCUAGGUCUUCAAGGAUGCUUGGAAGGUAUAGAUGCUACUCCCGUAGAAGGUUAUUGUGUGGUAUUGGGUGAAAGAAGGGUAAAGAUACCUUAUCCUAUGUUGGAGAAAUAUGUCAAUGGGACUUCUUCUCAAACACAAAGUCAGACUUGGUACGUCGAAUCUUUCUCAGGACACAAAGAAGGUAGAUCAUUCCAUCAUGGUCGUCUUAUCACUUCCCUUCGACAAGCUUGUUAUUCAGCUCCUAAUCUCACUGUCAUCGAAGCGACAGUCCGAGAUCUUAUCACAUGCGAACAUACUUCCCGUAUCAUUGGCGUCACAGCGGCUUUCAAAUCCAUCGAGCCUGCCCUUUCUACCGAUUUGACCCAAUCUACAGAUAUGGACAAAGCAAAAGAAUCAGCAACGACAACGGUCGUUAGAAACAUCUACGCACCUUUGACCAUCAUCGCCGAUGGACUAUUUUCGAAAUUCAGAAAUCUACCAGGACUCAAAUUACCCACACCAAUCUUUAGAAGUCAUUUUGUAGGGGUAAUCCUGAAAGAUGUGUCUUUACCUAUUGAUAAAUAUGGGACGGUAUGUUUAACGCCGAGUGGACCGGUUUUACUUUAUCAGAUAGGUUGGAAAGCGAGGGAAAUUAGAAUGUUAGUUGAUGUAGCUGGGAAACUGCCAAGUGUGGCCGAUGGAAGUUUGAAACAACAUAUCAUCGAUAAUUACCUCCCACAUCUUCCUCUUGAACUCCACUCGGCCGUACGAGACGCCUUGGAUACUCAACGACUCCGUACAAUGCCCAAUUCUUUCCUUCCCCCAGCUCAACAAGCCUCAUCCCCGUCCUCCCUACAAGGAGCUAUCCUCAUAGGAGACGCAUGGAAUAUGCGUCAUCCCCUCACAGGUGGUGGUAUGACCGUAGCAUUCGCCGAUGCCGUCUUACUCACCGAGUAUCUUCGUCCUUGUCCUGAGCUGCCUGAGGGUAGGGAAGGACUAGAAGAUUGGGCUGUGAUUGGUGAAAGGGUGAGAAAAUGGUUUUGGAGAAGAAAACACUUAGCGGCUGUGGUGAAUAUCUUAAGUGUGGCUUUAUAUGAUUUGUUCGGAGGAGCGAAUGAGGAUUUGGCAAUACUACGAGAAGGAUGUUUCAAAUAUUUCGAAUUAGGUGGUGAAUGUGUUGCUGGACCAGUCGGACUUCUCUCUGCUCUAACACCCCGUCCCAUGCUCUUAUUCUAUCAUUUCUUUUCCGUCGCUUUUUAUUCCAUAUGGAUUUUACUUCGCUAUGGUCCUCCAGAUCAGAAAAGACGUAAAAACGUCAUACUUGAUUUACCCGCACGUACCCUCAAAAGUUUUCAAGUGUUUUGGACGGCUUGCGUGGUCAUUUUACCUAUCAUUUGGACAGAAUUACAUCCUUGACCCUACCUUGGGUGAUACUCGUUUGUUCUCCCGUGUCAUCGACAACAUGCACAUAAUGACACAUUCAACUUUCACAUCAGUCAAAUAGCAAGUGUUACACUUUGCCAAAAGGAUGAUCGGAAGAUAAGAAGACAAUUUUGAAGGAUUUUGGAAUUAGACAUUGCACAAUGAGCAACAGUCCCAGAUUGCAGAAAAGUUUCAAAAUGUUGAGAAACAGGGAGAAACAUUAUUAUAGUCACAUAAUCACUACGACUGGUCAAUGUUCAUGUCUCGAUGCAAACUUCACACUAC